AUGCUUGGUACUGUUUUUUUGUUCUUUUGUCAAACUUGUCCUGGCUUAGGGAGAGUAGUUACACACUAUAUUGCAUCAUAUCCUGCAGAGGCGAAGAAUAAUAAAAGACAGAAGUGUGUGGAAGUGGGAAUUAGGCUAUCACUGCAGUGUCGGCUUACUCUUCUCCCCUUGACAUGCGUUUUUGAUGACGAAUGGGCGCUGACUCUGGUAUUAUUUCUUCUCUCUCGUGUUUUAAAGGCGCUUUUGGAGGUUUUUCUGCAUUGCCAAGGAUCAAUGAUAUCCCCAUUGAUUUUGUGGGCAAGAGCACAUCAGAAGCAGCCGCAGGAUGAGUCACCAAGUGAGGCUGAUAUUGUUACACCUCUUGUUCAAUGCUUGUGUGCUCUUGGUGGGUGUAACUGUGUAAGCGCCAAGAAUAUUGUACGGCCCAUACGAGAGGGGCAGGAGGAUAACAACAAAUUGAUUAUUCACGCAGUGCAUCGUCGGCGUUUGUACCUCCACUAUGCACGGGAGCUUUCACAGGUUUCUGAUGUACACGAAUACUAUAGGUUGAUGAUGUGGUGCUAUGAUCAGCGUGUUUUUAUUCAUCCUGCAUUGCGCAUGCGCAGGCACCAAACUUCGUACCGUGAUCACAUUUUUACUGUGUCGCAGGACAUUGAUCGGUUGACCCCACUGCUUGCCAUCCCGGAGGCGCUUGCUAUUGGAUUUAAGGACGCUGGAAACGAGGAGGAUUUUGGGAGCGACUUGAGGAAUGAAAAGCGCGAGGAGGAGUUCAAUGAAUUGAACUCCGGGAAAGGAACUGACGCCGAUGUGUGUCGCUUUUUCUUUGCCUCACUGGGUAUGAUUGUGUCGGAUCUUGUGGCAGCGAAAAGUAGUCCUCUUACAGAUCCUCGAUGGGUUUUUGCGGAGAUUAUGGGAAAGGUGCGAACUCUCAAAAAUGCUCCCUAUUUUGAGGAUGAUGUGGUUUUAGACUCUGAGGCGACAGGCCUGGCUGAUGUGUUACUUCAAAUGAUUCGUAAUUAUAUCAAUGGGGGACCUCUUGUGGGAAAAUUGGACCGUGCAGAGCUUCGCUGGGCGGUGAGUGUGUGUCUGUCACACUCCACACCUCUUGUCAUUGCAUCUAUAAGAUCUAUUGGCAUAAUACCCAUUGUUCACUUGUUUCCACAUGGUGGGAAGGAAACGAAUUCCUUUCUUGUUUGUCGCACGAACCGACCGGCCUCCACUGAGCGAAUUGCGGCGUAUUUUAAGAAACACCAUGGCUAUGACUUUAUGCAUGAUAGAGAAGGAAAAUGGAUUUACCUUGUGCCGUCACGUCCUCUGAAGUCUGGGGAGGAGAUUCGAGUACAGACCAUGGCUCCAGUUUGUGGAAACGACUCGGAAGCCGAGAAAAUUUGGCGACUUUCAUGCGCUACAGCUCCUGAGGAAUACAUGAGUUCUUUUGCUGUAGCGCAAAUGCAGCGACGUCUUACACGUGAACUCAUCGAAAAGGGAACUGACAUCCUUGACAAAUGA
Trypanosoma rangeli is the source of this 1509-nucleotide messenger RNA. Its product is annotated as putative trans-sialidase. The record is from RefSeq and is a predicted model, not a curated record. The transcript has a single exon. Lineage: Eukaryota; Euglenozoa; Kinetoplastea; Trypanosomatida; Trypanosomatidae. Bases 1 to 1509 code for a protein of 502 amino acids.